ACAGGCGCCUUCUCGCCUUCGUCACGUGACGCGGGAGCAGCGCGGCCUCGGCGGCCGCCAUGUUGUGCGGCCCCGGGCCGGGCCGGGGAUGGCGGGGGCCGGGAGUAACUGGCUGUCCGGUGUUAACGUGGUGCUGGUGAUGGCCUACGGCAGCCUGGUCUUCGUGCUGCUCUUCAUCUUCGUCAAACGCCAGAUCAUGCGCUUCGCCAUGAAGUCGCGCCGGGGCCCCCACGUCCCCGUGGGGCAGCACGCGCCCAAGGAUUUGAAGGAAGAAAUCGACAUUCGGCUGUCGCGGGUGCAGGACAUCAGGUACGAGCCGCGGCUGUUGGCGGAGGACGACAGUCGGCUCCUGCAGCUGGAGGCACCAGGCUGCUGUAACUACCUGUACCGGAUGAAGGCGCUGGAUGCCAUCAGGACGUCCGAAAUCCCGUUUCACGCCGACGGCCGCUACCCCAAGUCUUUAAUCGGGAAGAAUUUCUGUGCGUACCUGCUGGAGCUGCGCAAUUCCAGCGGCUCCUUCAAGGGCGUCCGCAAGGCGCUGAUCGACGCGCUGCUGGACGGCUACGAGAGCGCCCGCUACGGCACCGGGGUUUUCGGGAAGCCGGAAUAUCUGAAGUACCAGGAGGCCCUGAACGAGCUGGCCAAUGUCACCAAGACGCGCGGCGCCGGCAGCCAGCGGCAGCACCAGUCGGCGGCCAAGGACCUCACCCCCUGCCCCGACGUCCCCAAUCCCGCCACCAUCCAGGUCACCUACCUGCCUUCCAGCCAGAAGAGCAAACGUGCCAAACACUUUCUGGAGCUCAAGAGCUUCAAGGACAACUACAACACGCUGGAGAGCACCCUGUGAGGAGCCGGCGCGCUCCCGUGUCCCUCGGCGGAGGAGCCGCGUGGGCUGGCGCCCUGUGAACAGACUGAUCAGCUUUAGCUUAUUUAUAGAACAGAAGACACGGAUCGCAGCCAGCGCUCCUCCGUCUGUCCGUCCCGUCCGCUCGUCCCAUCGUUCCGGAGGGCGAACGCUCUUUGUUUUCCCCGUCGCGGGACGGGGUGUAAAUAGUUUGGUGCCCGUUUCUCGGCCGCCUCUUGGGCUGCGGUUUCUACUCCUAUUUAUGAUUUUCUCCCGCACUGGGGCGUUUGGGGACACGCGGGGCGGCCGGAUCCCCGCUGGGACUGUCCGUCUGUCCUGCCGGGGGUCUCCUCCCGCUCUCACCGGGGGCCGGAGCUCGUGGUCCCCAACGUGUGGCCGUGUCCGUCCCCGCGGCGCGUGCCGGGGGGGACCUGCCCCUCCGCGCUGUUUUUAAUUCAUUGCUGUUUAAUAAAUGACGGUGACCCCUC
Columba livia (rock pigeon) is the source of this 1332-nucleotide messenger RNA. It is a transcript of the gene LTAP1, whose product is annotated as chromosome 28 C1orf43 homolog. Bases 89 to 847 code for a protein of 252 amino acids. Gene Ontology annotation, biological process: phagocytosis. The transcript has 7 exons. The record is from RefSeq and is a predicted model, not a curated record. NCBI's taxonomy places the organism in Eukaryota, Metazoa, Chordata, Aves, Columbiformes, Columbidae.